This is a messenger RNA of Cloeon dipterum, 2730 nucleotides long. Its product is annotated as protein bowel-like. Gene Ontology annotation, cellular component: nucleus. Gene Ontology annotation, molecular function: RNA polymerase II transcription regulatory region sequence-specific DNA binding; DNA-binding transcription factor activity, RNA polymerase II-specific. Lineage: Eukaryota; Metazoa; Arthropoda; Insecta; Ephemeroptera; Baetidae. Gene Ontology annotation, biological process: embryo development; regulation of transcription by RNA polymerase II; embryonic hindgut morphogenesis. Bases 177 to 1778 code for a protein of 533 amino acids. The transcript has 3 exons. The record is from RefSeq and is a predicted model, not a curated record.
AAUGCGCGGCGCUUCAGAUGCUGAGCUGACGCCGAACGCGACGGACCAGUGAUUCAGUGAAUUUUGCGGUGCGUUUGGAUUUUUGUGCGCAAAGGAUUCCAAAGGACCGAUCAAAAGGGAUUUCCCACCUCCAGCCGUGUUACCCUGUUGGAUGGGUUGACAAGUGAAACUUCGCGAUGCCGAUCAACGACGAAGGUGGCCCCUCAGGGGGCUUGUCCGUCAUCAAGGACGUGAGUGCGGAGGGUCGGCAGCGGCGGGACUCGUCGGCCGUGGCCAACGCCAUCGCCGCCUUCCACCACGCGGCCUCGAGCAUGAUGGGCGGGCGCGGCCGGUCGGAGGCGCCGCACCUGGGCCGGGGCGAGAGCUCGGCCUUCGUGCCCGUCAUCCCCUCGCGCUCUCUGCACGAUCACUCGCCCGGCAGGUCGUCGUCCAGGGACAAAAGUCCCGGGCCGAGCACCUCGGGCGCCUACGGCCGCAAGAGCUUCGACCUGAUGGCCCUGAUGGCCGACAAGCGCAAGGAGCUCGCCCUCAGGGAGGAGGCCAUGCUGGCGGCCAUGCUACCCCGCCCGCCGCCCGGCCUGCUCGAGAACCUGGCCAGUCCGUACCUGCACAUGUCCGCCAUGCGCAACUCGCAGCCCCCGCCGACGGGGCCCCCGGGGGCGGCCGGCGGCCUCAUGCACUCGGCCCCGGCGCCCAGCACCAGCUCCGCGCCGCCGCCCGGCGGGGCUGCCUUCCCCGGCGUCUUCCCGCACCUCGACCGAAGGCUCCUCCGCGCCCCCGGCCGCGCUUCCAGGCCCAAGAAGCAGUUCAUCUGCAAGUUCUGCAACCGGCAGUUCACCAAGAGCUACAAUCUGCUGAUCCACGAGCGGACGCACACCGACGAGAGGCCCUACUCGUGCGACAUCUGCGGAAAGGCUUUCCGCAGGCAGGAUCACCUCCGGGACCAUAGGUACAUUCACUCGAAGGAGAAGCCGUUCAAGUGCACCGAGUGCGGCAAGGGUUUCUGCCAGUCGCGCACCCUGGCCGUGCACAAGAUUCUGCACAUGGAGGAGAGCCCUCACAAGUGUCCAGUGUGCGCUCGCUCCUUCAACCAGCGGUCCAACCUGAAGACGCACCUGCUGACGCACACGGACCACAAGCCGUACGAGUGCACCAGCUGCGGCAAGGUGUUCCGGCGCAACUGCGACCUGCGCAGGCACGCCCUCACGCACACGGUCGGCGACGUGCCCGCCUCGGACUCGCCACCAGGCGUCCCCAGCGGCGCCGGCGGUGGCGCCGACGCCCUCAAAGGGCCGGCUGGGCCGUCGGACCGGCCGGGCACCAGCGCCGAGAUGUUCCGCCAACAGCAGCUGCUGCAGCGCAAGGCCGCCUGCUGGGGGGCCCCGCCGCCCCCGUCGGCCUACCUGCGGCCCAACUACCCUCCGGCCGGGCCCAGCUUCCUCGACCGGCCGUCGGGCCACCGCAUCUUCGGGCCCAAGCCGGCAACCGUGACCAGCGAGGAGGCCGCCGCCGAGGAGACGACCCCGGCGCCGCAGACGAGCCCGCAGAACCUGACGAUCGACGCGAGGCCGUCCGAGCUGGCCGACGACCUCGCCGGCCCGUCGACGUCCGUGGCGCCGCCGGCGCUGUCGCCACCGGCCAAAGUGCAGAGUACAAAGCCCCCGACGCCUCCGCCGCUGCCGGCGCAGAUCAACAGCGGCGUGCCCAACAUCCCGCAGCAGCGCAACCCGCCGCCAAAACUGCAGGGCUUCACCAUCGAGGACAUCAUGCGGAAGUGACCCUCGCACAUUCCCGGUUGAAAAACGUUUUUGAUGCAACGACUAACGCGCUCAAAGUUUUCAUCCUUUGAGGCCUCACUCCCGACCUGAUCCGCAAACAAAGCUUUUGUAAAUAUCACCGAUCUUCAGGAUAUAUAUUUAUAAAUAUAUACAUGAUGUAGGAACGCCAUUUUCGUGUACAUAGAAAAGGCUCCCCAGAGAUUUUUAUACACAUUUUUGUCAAUCACUUUACUAACUCUCGCUAUUCCACCGAAAAAAAGGCCUUUCGUUAACACUUCUCAUUCGUACGUUUCGAAAUGCGGUUUUCGAGAAUUAGCAUGUAAUAACAACCUCUUUUGAUGCCGUUUCUCGGAGCGGUGCGCGGAGUAUGUGUGACAUAAACCGUGAGUGCGUGCAAAGGUACAUAUAUACCGUGAAUUUCACGUGAACGUGUUGUAAAAAAUGUGUGUGUGUGUGCCUUUUUUGCUCUUGUGUCAAUAUGAGCACUAAUGCGCAUUUCAAAGAAGUCCUCUAUUAUAUUUAAUUGUUUGCUUAAAUACGGAAAGCAUAAUAUUUAUCGAGUAGAAAAAGGGAGAUAUUUUAAACACAUAAAAAGCCUGGCCGCGCAAGGGAAAAGCGUCUUUUUCCGAGAAGAGCUGCAGCCCGCGCAGUUGAGUGUCGUCGGUUUUGAGCGAGAGCUGCGCGACGUGGACACCGAUCUCUUCCAACUCAUCAUCAAUCCAUCCAUCCAACAAAUUAAUUUUACAUGCGCGACGCACACCAUGAUACAAACGAUUUUCUUUGCUGUUAGUUGGUCCAGAGUUUAAGAAGAAAAUGUGGUUAUAAGGUUUACUGCUGAGAGAAGUUAUUAAAUUUUGAUACGAUAUUGCCUUUUAAAGUGUACAAACAAACAAUUUUCUGAUACCCUUUUGUGAACAUGUAAAAAAUAAAAAUUUCGCUUUUUUAUUAAAAA